CGAUCAACCCAUACAUACUACACGACAGGACAUGAACAAGAGGGUCCAAGACGCAGAAGGUUUCCGCGGAAGCGUCCGCUACGAGGGUCCGAUCCAUUCGAAGAAUGCGACGACGGUCUACUGGGGAGUGGAAUGGGAUGACCCCAGCCGCGGCAAACACAAUGGCGAAUCGGGCGGUGUGAGGUACUUUCAGGCUGCCCACCCCACCAGUGGAUCGUUUGUCCUUCCGGAGAAGGUCAGUUUGGGCACUGGCAUCGUGGAUGCCUUGCACGAACGAUACAUGCAGAGCGAAGCACUCGACACUCGCGCCGCCGGCCACGUUGGCACCGCCAGCGGUAACUCCAAACCGAUCCAGCUUGUCGGCGUACACAAGAUUCAGGAGAAGCAAGACCUUGGGGUCAUUGGCAAGGUGUCUGCGGAGGUAGUUACACACGCCUUUCUGCGAACCAUGCCCAAACGUCCCUAUCUCUACAUUCCAAUUGGCGUCAUGAUGCAUCUGGGUUUUUCAUGUUGCAGGGCAGCCAAGUUGCGCACAUUGGCACCACCGGCGAGCUUUUUCGCGUGGCACCCAACAUCGUCGAGCUCAACUUGGGUUUCAACCUGCUUGCUUCCUGGAGCGAGGUGCUCAAACUAUCGGCGGAAUUGCCUCUCCUUGAACACUUGACCCUGAGCGGCAACAUCCUUUCGUACGACGUCGACGUCGACGCACCACGCGUCGUGUUCCCCACCGUGCACACCCUCGUCAUGAACCAAACGCACACAUCGUCCUGGGUCGACCUCCUUCGCAUCUGCCGCGAUCAUUUCCCCGCUCUCCGUCAACUCCAUGCCGCAUCCAACGCCAUCACCAACCAGGCCAUGCAACUGGACGCGGCUUCGCCCUUGUCGUGUUCGUCGGCGGUGGAAGUGCUGGAUCUAUCGCACAACGAGCUCUCGGAUUGGUCGAGUCUCACGGCGUCCAUCGGGUCGUGGCCGCGGCUGCACACGCUGUCGCUUAACGGCAACCGCCUCGUACAAGUGGACCCUCCAUCUGCGUCAUCUCGGUCGUUUGCCGCCCUCUCGUCGCUGUCUCUGUCUGACAACGCCAUUGUCGCAUGGUCGAGUGUAGACGCUUUAAAUGCGUUUCCGUCGCUCGAGGCGCUGCGACUGACCAAGAACCCCCUCUUGACCAACGUCGGCGCCGCCGAAGCGCGCAUGCUCGUGGUGGCCCGCUGCGCCGCGCUCCAAGUGUUCAACUCGAGCGACAUUCGUCCCAAAGAACGCCAAGACGCCGAGCAAAUGUAUUUGCGGCGUAUUUUGCACGAACAAUCGAGUUUGCCCGCUGGAUCGGACAAGGUCAUCCAGUUGACCCAUCCCCGCUUGGCCCAGCUCCAAGCUCUGUACCCUGACAUCCACGCAGCGCACGAAGCGGCGACGACUGGCCUGGGCACCACUGGUUCGGGUGGAGGACCGGCGGCGUUGGCCAAAAGUUUAGCCAAAGUCACGUUUGUCGUGAUGAGCAUGAAUGCCACGACCAUGGACUCGAUGGUCAAGUCGCUCCCUCUGAGCAUGACCGUGGCCCAAGUGAAGGCUGUGGUGGAGAAGAAGUACGGACUGCGGCCGGCGGAGCACCAGCUGUCUUUCCGGGCGUCCAAAAAGGCGAUGCCGAUCGCACUGGACGACGAUGGCGGCGAGUUGGGGUACUUUGGCGUCCAAGACGGCGGCGAGCUCUUGAUCAACGACAUUUGGUGACCUUAGACCAAUACAGAUGAACCACCAUCGAUGUCGUGGCAUGGAGAGUAGUUAUCGUAGGGACACAUAUUCAUUCUUUUCGCCUA
Messenger RNA from Aphanomyces astaci, 1814 nucleotides. RefSeq lists its product as hypothetical. The coding region runs from base 508 to 1728 and encodes 406 amino acids. Gene Ontology annotation, biological process: mRNA splicing, via spliceosome. The transcript has 11 exons. Gene Ontology annotation, molecular function: U2 snRNA binding; protein binding. NCBI's taxonomy places the organism in Eukaryota, Oomycota, Saprolegniomycetes, Saprolegniales, Verrucalvaceae. The record is from RefSeq and is a predicted model, not a curated record.